Staurois parvus is the source of this 299-nucleotide messenger RNA. Lineage: Eukaryota; Metazoa; Chordata; Amphibia; Anura; Ranidae. The record is from the annotation of a GenBank genome assembly.
GAACUACACACAAAAAGAGAAAUCCUGCUGUUUCACCCUCUCCCCCAAGUCUGCAACUGAGUUAGUUUUUUUGGGGAGAGGUGGAGAACAAGUGCAGAUUUUUAUUGAUACCUACUCUCACGUCUAAAAUCCUCACCUAGAUGAGGAUGAUAUCCCUGGCCCCACGCCAUCCUCUUGGGACACGUGACACAUCCCAGGCUGCAGGACCAUUCACAAUGCGCCAUGCAAUGUCGUACAUGCAAACGUGGGCACCCGGCUGUGAUAGCUUGCAGCUUCACAGCCGGGUACCCACUGCGCAU